AUGAAUGAUCACGAGAUGGAUCACGAAGCUGAUCGCAGCAACAGCGGCUACAAAACUCUGGGAGCUCGUAGUGAUGUUGAGUCAGAGGCUGAGUCUCCCAAGGGGAGCAAGCAGCGUCCUGUCCAUGGCAGGGCAGUCUUCAUCACGUACACGCAGAGUCGCGUUGAUGAUCCGGAGGAAUUCCACUCUUGUUUUUGCGCUUCGGUCAAGGCGUACAUCAAUCCGAAGCAUCGUGAGGACCCGGACGGGCUUCAGGUGUAUGGUGUGAUGGACUUACACAGCGAUGGCAAGCCUCGCUACCGGGUAUUGAUGUUGAUCAAAGAGUCCGUUCAAUGGAGGAACGCAUGUAGGAAGCUGCGCGUUUGGAUCACGAGGGACGGGAAGAGUGUCGUGGACACGGACGCCAUCCACAUCAAGACGAAACGGAAGGGUGAGCGGAUGGAAAAGUUCAUCGAAGAUACGCAGGCGUCUUUUGUCAAGGACCUGGGUGCAGGUGCUGUCCUUUUUGGUAAGCGCAUCGAAGGCGCUACGGCCUCCAAAAAGGAGGAUCACUGGGCACAGGCGGUGCUGGGUACCGACGAUGCGGAUGAGGCGGAGCGAAUCAUCAUGGUGAACUACCCUAGGAAGUAUGUGCUGGGACACAAUGGUAUCAAGAGCUUCCUUCAUACGAAGAGGAUGAGGAUGUCGCCCCAGCCGCACGUUCUUAAUUUUGCCCCGCGUCCGUACAAGAUGACGGCGCCGAUGAAGAAGUGGUAUAAUGCUAAUUUUGUCCAUCAUAAGGGUGGACAACACACAAGCCUGGUGCUAGAGGGUCCUCCAGGCUGCGGAAAGACAGAGUGGGCGCUUCAGCUUGCUAAGAUGCCGGCCCGUUGCGACGGUGGAUGGAACAUGGACGAGUUCGUCAGGCCUGGCUUUACCCAUGUCGUGUUGAGCGACAUGAUUCUCAAAGACUUUCGUUAUGCGCGUCAGUUUUUGAGCUGCCAGGCAGAGGUAACUAUGACGGGUAAGUACAGGAGAGAACGGCGAGUGAGGCUGGGUGUGCCUGUGAUUUGGACAUGCACCAGUGACAACAGCCCUCUCAGAGUGCCAGCUUUGAAGAAGUACAUUGAAGACAACGGUGUUACUGUUGUAAAGAUUAAGCCAGGACGUAAAUUAUUUUAG
Messenger RNA from Fusarium sp. VM40, 1161 nucleotides. Lineage: Eukaryota; Fungi; Ascomycota; Sordariomycetes; Hypocreales; Nectriaceae. The record is from the annotation of a GenBank genome assembly.